UGAGCGCACAUUUGAAUAACAAAAUAUUCACAGCGAAAGGGAAAAACUGAAAGGUGCCAUGUUCUACCACCAGGUGAAAAUUACAGAAACAUGAGGACACAGUAGAGUUUUUGUGGACGUUUCUGACGGACGCUGUUUUAUCUCCCCCCGUUUGUUCACACAGCCUGGGCACCCCCCUAUGUUAGUAGCACUGUACUAUCGCACACUGAAGCACUGCUCCACGUGAGUUUUAGCCGCUGCACGAUUUAGUGAUAUUCUACACGCAGGGAACGUUUUAUUAUUUUCAUACAACGGACUUCGAUAUGCAUUCCAUCCAUAUUAUAUAGCGAUGUGUUGAUAGCAGUUUGUGUGAGUGUUUAUCCAAAACAUCGAAGUUAAAUAUUUUCUUUAUUUAUUUAUAUUUGGGACUAUAUACACACACCUAUUUGACAGCGCGCACCUGUGUCAAGGGAACUUAUCAAUAUAGCGUGUUUGAGCUUUCACAAUCGGAGGCUGAAUUUAAAACUUCCUAUUUAAUAAUUUUUGUGGAAAUAACAUGAGACAGAUGGAGAUGGCCACAUCAAGUUUGAAAACAGACACCACCAUCGCCCUCAGUCAAUCCAUGGACUCCGUCAACACCAACCCCGAGGAAGAGGUCCGUACCCUAUUUGUUAGUGGUCUACCAAUGGACGCCAAGCCCAGAGAACUGUAUCUACUAUUUAGGGCAUACAAGGGGUACGAAGGCUCCCUGUUAAAAGUCACAAAUAAAAACGGCAAAAACACGUCUCCAGUGGGAUUUGUGACAUUUAGUUCUAGAAGUGCAGCAGAGGCAGCUAAACAGGACCUACAGGGUGUAAGGUUUGAUCCUGACUUGCCACAAACCUUAAGGUUGGAGUUUGCAAAGAGCAACACAAAAGUCACAAAGCCUAAACAACAAAGUCCACAGCCAGCUGCCACCCAUCCUACACUAAUCCACCCAAUCACAGGGCAGGAACUAAGUGCAGCGUUUUUCCCAGGAGCCACUGAGACCUGGGCCCCACAUCCUCUGGCUGCCUACCCAGAACUGGCAGCCCCGACAGCAGCGCUUCACCACCACGCGGCGCUCAUACAGCACCCCGCCCUGGCUCAAGUCCCGGUACGGGAAUGGACAUUUCACACCCUCCCUCAGGAAUGGAUUCCUCAUAUUCAGAUUCACCAUCCCACGGUGGUAGCGCCCCCGCAAGCCGUGUCUGCCGCUCUGCCACAUCCUCCUAUUGCGGCCACGCCUAUACUUACUAGCCCACUCAGCACUAGUGUCAGCACAUCCGGGGCACUGCAAGUGCAGACGUCCUCACAAAGCCCGGGGUUGUCUGUAGCGGCACACACCAGCAACUCGCCCUGCUCCACACUGUUUGUGGCUAAUCUCGGACAAUUUUCGUCCGAGCAGGAACUCAAAGACCUAUUCAACAGUUUCCAGGGUUUCAGCCGGCUAAGAAUGCAUAACAAAGGCGGAUCCCCCGUAGCGUUUGUAGAAUUUCAGGAUGUGAGACAAGCUGGCGAGGCUAUGGGGCGGCUCCAGGGCUUCGUCCUUCUUUCUUCAGAUCGAGGCGGAAUCCGCAUCGAGUAUGCUAAAAAUAAAAUGGGGGAGGUGGUGAGUGGACUUUAAUGUUUCCCCGCCCACCUACCGAUAAUAUGCAAGGAAAGAAGGACGAAGCACUCGGUCAAUCCCCAGUGGGCGUGACAACGAUUUUCUCAUGAAUAUUCAUAUGGUUGUGUUUCCAUAGGAACACCUUUUUUUCUCUCUUGUCUACUUGAGGACCCUCGUCUGUGAUGAAGGAGAUGUAACAUUUUAUUUGGAGUAAAUUUUUUUUCAUUCUUUGAUAAAAAUCAACGUCUCAUAAUGUUUGAUUGAUUGUUUUUCUGUCAUUUUAUUUAUACUAUAUAUAGUAACGGAGGUUUUUUUUGGUAUAUCUGUUUAUCUCUGAGAUAUUAUACAUAUAAUUAUAUGCGUAUACAAUAUGUUUCUUGACAUUGUAGAUAAUUCAUGUUACUUAAUGUUUAUUGUAUAUUUGAUAUUAUCUAUGUAAUGAAAUUGAACGCAUAUUUAUAUAUAUGCAUAAAUUAAUAGAUUGAUGGUGAUUAGAGAGUGGAGGUCAGCUGAUGUCAACGUCACAAGAUAUGUGAUCCAAGAAUACGUCACAAAAAUACAAAUCUUGAAUACAUUUAGAACAGAACGCUCAAUAUAUACUGAAUGAAGCUAACCUAAAAAGAAACUAUUUCGAAUUCAAAAGAGAAUUGAUUUGUUAAUUUUCAGUCUCUACCAUGUCUGGUAUAGAUGAAAAAAGUUGAGGGAUUUUAGUUGAACACGUGACAUGACGUCAGCUGAUCUACUUUUGUUGGUAUUUUGACCCUCUGGGUGUGUGUGUCAGGUUUAUUAUAACGUAUUCAUUAUUUUGCUGUGAUGUAAGGUUAUUUAUUAUUGAUGUUUACAUUUUUGUCAAUUUCCCAGGGAGUUUUUAAAUCAUGUUUUCCCCUGUUCUUUCUUCGUCAGAAUCGUCAAUUUUAUUGACCUGAUGGAUUUCCUGUGAACAAAUCAUUUUCAAAAUCUGGGAACCCCAAACUGAUUUUUUUUAUCAUUUAGCUGCUAAAAGCUAAGAUAUAAAUAAAUCAUAACAUGCAUAACAAGAGCUUGAUUAGAAAGAAAAUGCAAUUUAUAAUCAUACAAAUCCAUUUUUUCACUGAAAAUUUAUAAAUUCUGAACAUAAACAAAAUUUUAGGUCAUAAAAAGUUCAACUGGACAUGUUUAAAAAUCAUCUGAAGGAAAGUAUCAGAUUUUGUAAAAAUCAAUUACCAUCAAGCAAGAAACUCGACUAAUUUGAGUAAGAGUAAGUACAGUAAAACUUAGUCAUAAGGGAAUAACUGGAACUUCUCGAAGUUUGCUUCCUUAAUUAUUGAUCAGGAAAAUUGAGGAUUAAAAUAAAUAUCAUUAAAGUAUUUUAUCAAAUGAACUAUCGUAAUGAGAGACAUCUUUUUAAGCAGAUUUACUAUAUUAUAACUGACUUCAGAUGAACAAAGUAAUAAAAACGCGUCCGUCCAUACAUCCCAGACAUAUCUUACAAUAGAGUUGUCUUUUUAUCAGCACAAAACACGGUCAUUUAAGCUAUAGAGUAUAUGGUGUAUCUUUUUUUUAAUAUUCCACUUUUGUUCCCUCAUUUUAUUUUUCAUUUUUUUAGCUUUACUGGGACUGUCAAAUAAAAAAAAUAAAUGAAAUUUUAAUCACAUCCGUUAAGGUAUUCUGCACCUGUGUUUUAAACGCAUAACUGUGUUCGAGUCGCUUGAUCUCAAAAUUACUACUUGUAAUGUUCUUAGAGAAAUAAAAUACGACAAGUAAAACAGAUUUUUGGGUCAUUAACCCCCAGUUAAUUGUUCUUCAACAGCAAUAUUGUGUAGACUGCUAAACUGCACCGAUGCACUUGUUAAAGAAAUCAAACAAGAUCACGUGAUUGUAACCCCAACCCGUGUUAAAUAGAAAUCGGCACAUCCCUUAGAAUUUUUUAAAUAAAAAAAUAAAUGACACAGUCUAGGAAAACACAUAUUUUCUUUUCUUUUUUCUGAGUUCAUCAUUCAAGGUUUCACUUACCAACGAGGUUGUACAGAAAGUUAACAUUCCAUUUUAAGCCAAUUUCCCCCUUUUACACCAUGACAUUGGAUGAACACUUCCUAAAGGGUAUAUAGAUCUAUUUCCCAGCCUUUGUUCUUACGUCACAACACUGUUGCGUCACACUACUGUUAUAACGUCACAGUACUCUGUAAGAUUUGUUCCGUUUUUUUUUCUAAAUCACACCUUCAGUAAAAAUACACCCUUUUUUAGUUGAGUUUGUCUACUGAAAUUUAUAAUCUGUGUAUUAUUUUAUUUAUGAUAAAUAAUAGUAAUUUAUUGUGUGUUUUAAAAUUACAUGUUGGUAGGCUAGAGUAAUUGAAUUCAUAUGGAGUUUUCGCAAAAAGUCGACAAAUAUGCAAAUGUUUCUAAAUUUAUGUUGUUGAUUCGUAAUAGUGCUGUAGAAUUGAUGAAUGGAAUGGGUGAUUGUUAUUAUUAUAAUGUUGUAUGUAUCUAUUUGCGUGUUGACCAAUAGGAACACUUGUUACAAAAUAAUGCUUAUUAUCAAUUUUAUAUAUAUUGCUUAUAUGAGUUUUGAUUGUCUGUCUCAUAUUAAUGUGUUACUACGAAAUCCAGUGAUUAAUCAUUGAGGAUUGACCAAUCAAAUAUAACACCUAAAUUGAUUGACCAAUCAAAUAACUUGUUUUAGAUAUGGUUGAUUUGAUUGACCAAUCAAAGGAAAGAUUAUAGACAAGGCUAAAUCUACUUCGAGCAUAAUCAUACCAUAGUUUAUAGAGGGCUAUAGUCUUGUUACACAGGGUAUAAAAUAUAGGUAUUUCUCCAUGGACAUUUCACAAUCAACUUCGACUUGCGAUCAAAUUUUCUGUUCUUUAUAAGUGUUAAAUACUCAUUACUUUUUGCAAUAUAUAUCUGUAUUAUCAGGCCAUACAAUUUUUUUUAUUGAAAGAUAGAACAAAGGGAGGUAAUAAUCGAAAUAUCAAAAAUAAGGGUUGUACCAGGGAAUUAAUUAUAUGCAGAGCCCCUUAGCAUGCAAAUUAUUCUAUGCAGUAGUUGAUACAAAGUUUUGUAUAGUAUCGGUAAAAAUAUGUGUUGAAAUUUGAAAAUUCACAGACUCUUUAGUUUCAAUUGCAAAAAAUAUGAAGGAUUUGAGGCUUUACAGGGUAACUGUCGGUAUUUCACCUUUUUGCGGUAAUCGCAAUUCAGCAAUAAGAUUUCUUAACUGUAAGAUAGAAAUUGAUUUAAAAACGAAGGGCUUUGGAAUUCGGAUAGAUUUCUUUUUUAUUUCACUACAAUGAAUUUUUUAUGUCUUUGAAAAAUGAAUUUUAUGUAAAUGGAAGUAUUAAAUACCUUGCUUCCUCCUCAAACAUUGCACUUUAAACAGUUAAUUAUAACAUACAAGAAACACUGUUCGUAUGCAAUAUUCGUUUUUACAGAUAUUUGACAUCGUGGAUAAAUAUCAGAAAUAUGUAGUGACAUUAGCUAUAGUCAAUUUCAUUCUAUUUGUGUAUGACGUCAUUGGUAGUGGGUUUUAUGUAGACUUUUUGUGUCUGAAGGACGUUAAAACUUUCAAGGUCACGCCAGGGUAGUCCUGAUGCUUUAGUCUAUUUUUAGAUAAUGAACAAAAUACAAAACGUAGCAUUUGGUCAGUUAUGUCACAACACAGUUCUGUUUCCAUGGUAACUCUUUUUUCUUUAUAGCCACAUGCAGUGCAAUGACUGUUGUUUUGCUCAAGAACUUUAUUUAAUAGAAAUGUGUUAUAACUUUAGAAAAUAUUGUAAGUGGGACAUUUUACUAAUACUUUACUUGUGGAAUCUUCGAUAGAUUAGACGAAAGGGCAUUAUAAUGCUAUCUUAACAUCGAAAUAGUCACGUUCUAUUUUCCCAUGAUGCUUUGAUUUCCCACAUUAUAUAGACAGGAAGUUUUCUAAAGUAUUAGUGUUACGCCAUUGAUGUACAUCGUAGUUUUUGGGUCACAUGACUCUAUUUAUGUAAAUUAUAUCAUACAUGUCUUUACAUGGAAUAAACGACCAACGUCA
Molecule: messenger RNA, 5612 nt
Organism: Saccostrea cuccullata (small rock oyster)
Lineage: Eukaryota; Metazoa; Mollusca; Bivalvia; Ostreida; Ostreidae
Product: protein couch potato-like
Exons: 12
Coding region: 536-1624 (362 amino acids)
Molecular function (GO): mRNA binding
Source: RefSeq, a predicted model, not a curated record